Bemisia tabaci is the source of this 4113-nucleotide messenger RNA. RefSeq lists its product as uncharacterized. The record is from RefSeq and is a predicted model, not a curated record. Gene Ontology annotation, cellular component: extracellular matrix. NCBI's taxonomy places the organism in Eukaryota, Metazoa, Arthropoda, Insecta, Hemiptera, Aleyrodidae.
GCAUGGUUGGCUGAGAAAGUAAAAGGAUACGUUAAAUUUCGUUUACAUUUACACCCGCGCGUUAAAGUCUCUCGGCGCGUCAGUCUUUCCCCGCGCCUCCCGACGAAUGUGCCGCGCCGCUGUCGCACCCACACAUGCACCUCGUCGCCUCGUAUUUAUUUACUCUCUCGGAAUCGGAUUGCAUUAUCACUAUCUGUGAAAAUAAAUAACCACCAGCUUAUUGUAUUUUUGACGGUUUGUUCGAAUUUCGAUCGGAAAACUGUAUUAUCCAGACACCAUAAGUUAUUUAUCGAGAGAUCGAAUUUUUCCUGUAAAUCAAGACUGGGAUAGAUACACUCUAGAAAAUCAUCCUUAGGGUGCGGAACCCCACGAAAUGUUAUUUAAGAGAUAUUGAGGAUGCAUGGGCAAAAAUUCAGCUAGUCUUAUGCAUGAUUCAGUUAAUCAUGAUUUGAGUGCAAUGUUAACAGACUAAUAAUGCUGAUCUUUGGAUUCUCUUUUACCUAAAUAUGGAAUGUUCGAAAUGUCUUUAAUACGUUAUUCGAUACUCUUUUCUGUGUGAUUGCGAUUUGAAAGACCUGGUCUUAUAGAAAUCAUCAUGAUUUGCGUAGAUAAAUUUUGAAGUGCAUGAUCGAACUUUGUUAUUGUUCCGUAGAGCGCGCGUUUGAUUAUUGUCACGUGCGAAGAGCAUCUUGAGCUCAAGUGGUUUCGAGAGUUUUGUGCUUUAUUGGUCGUCUCAGAGGAAAUACAUCCAAGAGAAUUAUACCAUGGAAAGGCCAUCGAGUAAAAUGAUUCUUCAAGCACAGGUGUUGGUCCUGUUGACCUGCCUAAUGGCGUUAUCAGUGAGAAGUACAGAAGUUGGCGUUCCAGAGAGGUUCCUGAAGCCUCGAAAUUACAACCCGCAUCCGUACGAAGAUGCCAUUCUCAGGAACCAAAACUUGCAACUGCAGGCACUCCAGUUGCAACUACCACAGGCGGCGGCGCCGUAUGCGCUAUUCCACAGGAAGCCAGCAAAUGGUGACGUCACGACGCCUGUUCCUUAUCCGAUACCACCAGUAAUUCUCAAACAGAAGCCCGAGAAAUAUAAAUCAGAGGUGCCGUCAAAAUACUCCUCGGUCCCCAAGAACUACGCAUUCUCGUACGCUGUGAAGGACAAAAACUCCGGCGACGACUUCUCGCACUCCCAGGCGCACAACGGGCUGGCAACGAAGGGCGAGUACCGGGUGAAGCUGCCCGACGGGCGCGUCCAGAUCGUGAGCUACACGGCCGAUAACAACGGAUACCGCGCCGACGUCCGCUACGAGGGCGACCCCCUCUCCAGCGAGGCCCCCGAGAAGAAACCAACGAAAAAGCCCCAAUUCAACUUCGACAAGUUCCACGACCCGGACUUCGCCUUCUCCCCCAUCGCCUUCAAAGGCUUCAAGCCGUUCAAGUCCAUCUUCCUGCAGCCGACGACGACCCCACCGCCGGCGCCGCAAGCCCACCACACCCACGAGUCCCAGAUGCAGACCCUCAACAAAAUCCCCGAGUCCUCCGAGGAGUACCCGCAGGUGGACAACUACAGCCUCGACUACUACGAGAACAACUUCGGCACCCAGGCUCCGGACUACCAGAACUCGGUCGAAGAAGUCAACCACCAACCCGAGGUCCGCACCCCGGAGGACCCCUUCCGAAAUGGAUAUAGGUUCCCUUACCGCGGCUCUAUCCAUCCCAAAGUCCCCGAGGUCGCCACCAGGAAUGAAGUGAACCACCAGGUGCAGAAUGACAUCGCGGCUGAGGAACCGGCGUACCCGAACCCUGAACGCGUCACCCAGACGGUUCCCAUCGCGGUGUACCCUGUCUACUCGGUGACGCAACCGAAUUACGACUACGACAGGCAAGUGUACUCCGAGUAUCAGUCCAAAGAACAGCCACAAGAACAACACGAUGACCGACAACAUUUACACGAGCAGAGACUGCGCCAACAAGAGCAACAGCAGCUCCACGAACAGAGGCUCCGUCAGCAGGAACAACAGCAACUGCACGAACAGCAGCUGCGCCACGAGCAACAACAACUCACUGAGCAGCGGUUGCGCCAGGAGAAACAACAGCUCCACAAGCAGCAGAUACGUCAAGACCACCAGCAGCUCCACGAGCAACAGCUACGCCAAGAGCACGAGCAGCUGCAUGAGCAACAGUUACGCCAAGAACAACUGCACCAACAGCAGCUGCACCAACAGAUACACCAGCAGCAGCUCCAUCAACAGCACCACACAGAGGUGACAGCGCCGAAAGUUCCGCAGAAUAUCAAUGUUUAUUACCAACCGAAGUACGUGGUUCCAGUGGUGGAUCACGCUAGUCCCAAGCCGGGCUACAUCUCUACACCGGCUCAUUACGAUUACCAAACGACGCCUGCAGCCUCGUAUGAACAGAGCGCCUACACCACAGCGGCCCCGACUACCGUCUACAGGCAACUACCCUCCGAGCUGAGCUUUAGGAAAGUUUCGCCCGAUCUGAAACCGGUGCCUGAGGAGCGGGUUAAGAUUCAACCCAACUCCGAGCCGCAUGAAGACUCAGGGAGUCCUGACUACAUCGUACCACCGGCAGCGAAGCCUGCAAGCCAACCCGCGGACUACCAAGAAGCCAGUGGGAGUCAGGAGGUGUCGAUAGUCAAGUCCGUCUCAGCAUCGCUGGCUUCCGGUUUCACCGGAGGCGCUAAAAGAAGUUACCCUGUUGCAGUGAGUGAAAGAACUCUCCAAAAUACACCGGGAGCUCGCGACUAUCCAGCAGAGUCUUCAGGAGAAGAAGAAACGCCUAUUAAAAGGAGCUUCUCCGUCGUCACAGAGAAGAGUUCCCAAUCUGAGAGCAAAGGUUUCCUCUUGGAUAUACGAAGGAUCUCGAGUCCAACGCCUAAACCUCAAGAGCAGACUGAUAAAAAGUGAGACACUGAAAGAAUAAUUCAUGAGUCGUGGCUAAAACUAGGGUCCCUUCAUAUUGAGAGUCAAGACAAUAUGAAUCCAUUUCUGAUUGGUUCCCGUAUUUUAGGCCUCCACAGUGUCACAAACGGGAAUGAAGAUUACAUUUUCACCGAUUGCAAAGAUUAUAAUGUAGAAUGGACCGGGGAAUAACGGGUUUGGCAAGGAACAAACGGAAUGAGAGAAGGAACGAAGAAUGAAUAUGAGAACGAGCCAAUCAAAGCUUUAUUCCCGUUUGUGACUCCAUGAGGGGGUGUUGUCUUGACUCUCAGUAUAGUAUAAAGGGACUCUAGCUAAAACAGGACGAAACACUUUUACCGAUCAGGGGGCCAAUCUCUUCCCUCAUUUAGGAUCUCAGCAAAUGCACUGAGUUCAAUUUUGUAGGAGUCUGAUUUUCAAGUAUUUUACAGAAAAAGAUCCUCGGAUUCCUUUCCUGUCUGUAGGUAUCCCAUCGCUCUCAUGCCCUCCCCCUCUCAUGUUUGAGUGUAACCAUUUCUCUUCAGAAUGAUACGUCGCCUCACUGCCUAUAAUAAAUGGGUGCUCAUCAUGACGGUGUCUGAUUUUUGUUUACAUGUAAGGAAGUGGCUCCAAUACGUUUCCGAAGAAAUUUCAAAAGCGACUCUUAAAAGAAAUAUUCAUCCUUAAAAAUAUUCUUGUCUGCAUUUUUUACCCUUUAAUUUUAGAAUGGGAACUGAUAUAAAUACAUUUAAAUAAAUAUAGUGCCACAUAACUUACAAAGGGACUAAAAACAAGAGGCUGCUGAUGUAAAAACUUGUAAAACUUUUAUGAUUGCUGGGACGAGCUUUCACUCUUUAGGACACGUUGUGCGUGGGCACAGGCACAGUCAAUUCGUUCUACUUUAGACUGCUCUUCGUAUAUUAGUAUUAGGUAUUAGGCAUCAUUAAAUUAUACCAAGCGAAUAAACAGGCUUCCUUGUAUUGACAUCAUUACCAAUUAGCUGUUAUGAAAUGUGUACAGUUGUAAAAAGUUCUAAAAAAAAGUAAAGUUUUAAACGAAAAGUACCGCCGUUUGAUAACAUAUACUUGUAAUGACACCUAAAUGUGCGUGACUUAAAAUAAUUCUACUCAAUACUCUCUUCCAUUUAUUUUUAUACGACUUUAACAGAUAAAAAUACUUGUAAAUAAAACUAUUUUCUUUUUUA